GCGCCGGUCCCCGCCACGAUGUCGACCAAAGUUCUCCUGAUCCUCCUGGGCACGUUCAUAAUCCUUCCGUCGAGGAUUGAAGGACCUCAUGUUGAAUCAGAGAAGGGACCCUCUGCCAGUGAUCAUGAAGAAACAAAGCCCACUGCUAUUGACACCCAUGACAGACUUGGCAAAAUGCCAACAGCCACCGAAAUCCUGGACGGUAUCUUGAAUAACUAUGACUACAGACUGCGCCCUGGCAUUGGCGAGAGGCCCACUGUGGUCACUGUCGAGCUCUCUGUCAACACCCUUGGGCCCAUCUCUAUCCUGGACAUGGAAUACACCAUUGACAUCACCUUCUACCAGACUUGGUAUGAUGAACGCCUUCGUUUCAACGGCAGCUUUGAAAGCUUUGUUCUGAAUGGCAACUUGGUGAGCCUGUUAUGGAUCCCAGACACCUUUUUUAGGAAUUCUAAGAGGACCCAAGAGCAUUCGAUCACUAUGCCCAACCAGAUGGUCCGCAUCCACAAGGAUGGCAAGGUGUUGUACACGAUCAGGAUGGCCAUUGAUGCUGGAUGCUCACUCCACAUGCUCAAAUUUCCAAUGGAUUCUCACUCUUGCCCUCUGUCUUUCUCUAGCUUUUCCUAUCCUGAGAAUGAGAUCAUCUACAAGUGGGAAAAUUUCAAGCUUGAAAUCAAUGAGAGUAAUUCCUGGAAGCUCUUCCAGUUUGAUUUUAUAGGAGUGAGCAACACGACUGAAACUAUCACAACCCUAGCUGGCGAUUACAUAGUCAUGACGCUUUUCUUCAACGUGAGCAGGAGGUUUGGCUUUGUGGCCUUUCAAAACUAUGUCCCUUCUUCUGUGACCACGAUGAUCUCCUGGAUUUCUUUUUGGAUCAAGAGAGACUGUGCUCCAGCCAGGACCUCUUUAGGGGUCACUUCUGUACUCACCAUGACCACUUUGGGCACCUUUUCCCGGAAGAAUUUCCCACGUGUCUCCUAUAUCACAGCCUUGGAUUUCUAUAUUGCGAUCUGCUUCAUCUUCUGCUUCUGUGCUCUGAUGGAGUUUGCUGUGCUCAACUUCCUGACCUACAACCGGACAGCACCCCGUGGUUCUCCGAAACUUCGCCAUCCUCGUGCCCAUGCGCGUGACCCAACCCCUUCCCGUGUCCGUGUCAUCGAGCAUCCGGAAGCUUUUGUGUGUGACAUUGAGGACCCCGAGGAGGAGGAGGAGGAAAGUGAGGAAGAGGAGAGCGAGGAAGAGGAGGGCCCAUCUUGCCCAGCCCGGCAGUCCGUCAGGCCAGGCAGCACCCCUCGCCCUGGUGGCUGUUGCAAGUGGUGCGAGAAGUACUGCUGCAUGGUCCCCACUUGUGAGGGCGGCACCUGGCAGCAGGGCCGCCUCUUCAUCCACGUCUACCGCCUUGAUAACUACUCGCGAGUGAUUUUCCCAGUCACCUUCUUCUUCUUCAAUGUGCUCUACUGGCUUGUUUGCCUUAACCUGUAGGCACCGGCUGGUACCUUGUGGGGCAGCCUCCCCAGUUCCCCAGGAGGUCCCACAGCCUUUGCCUAGGGAGCUGGGGGAAGCAGCA
Molecule: messenger RNA, 1567 nt
Organism: Kogia breviceps (pygmy sperm whale)
Lineage: Eukaryota; Metazoa; Chordata; Mammalia; Artiodactyla; Physeteridae
Gene: GABRE
Product: gamma-aminobutyric acid type A receptor subunit epsilon
Biological process (GO): chloride transmembrane transport; regulation of postsynaptic membrane potential; synaptic transmission, GABAergic
Cellular component (GO): synapse; postsynapse; plasma membrane
Molecular function (GO): GABA-gated chloride ion channel activity; benzodiazepine receptor activity; GABA-A receptor activity
Source: RefSeq, a predicted model, not a curated record